CUUUCUGUGACGCAACUCCACCGCGACAAAGACUCCCCUUCCGUAGCAGUGUUGCUUUGUUGACAUCAGGGACACAAACACUUUUUUGUUGAAAUGACGGAGCAGAAAGCAGAGAAUACCAGCUCUGUCCCCAUCGACGGGUUCAGCCAUUUAAGAAUCACCUCGAUAUGGACGUUCCUCAUGUCUGUGCAGUGGUCGGAGCCGUGGCUCGUCGGGCUGCUGGUGUUUCAUGUUGUGUGUGUGUGUGUGACUGUGGUCACCUGCAGCUACUACAGAGCUCAGAUAUGUCACUUUCUGCUCAUGGUUGGCCUGGUGUGUAGUGCUGAAUAUCUAAACGAGCUGGCAGCCAUGAACUGGAAGUCGUUUUCUAAUUUCCAGUACUUUGAUUCCAAGGGCAUGUUCAUAUCUUUGGUCUACUCUAUUCCUCUUCUGCUGAACACAGUCGUCAUUGUGAUGGUGUGGGUGUACAGGACCUUUUCAACUAUGACUGAGCUGAAGACGCUCCAGCUUAAGCGAAAGGCCCGCAGGGAGAAGAGAGAGAAGAAUGACUGAUCCCACUGCUUAUAUCCAAAAAUGGGCUUUAGUUGGAAGGAUUAAGAAUCAUUGUCUCUCUGCUAUGCUAAACCUGAAUUUAGAAGAAGGAAGGCAGAUUCUUUCUUGUGACUUUAAAAGGAUUGUUCGUUGAUGUCUGUGAGGACUGGGUGUCUGUUUCUUGUAACGGCUGUUGAAAGAUGCAGCUGAAUAUGUAAACUAUGAGAUUCAUGAGGACCAAAGGACAUUUACUGUUUUGUAUUUAAUGUUGUUUUAACAUGUGUUGCACAAAGAAAUAUAAAGUGUUUUCGAAUGA
Molecule: messenger RNA, 847 nt
Organism: Dicentrarchus labrax (European seabass)
Lineage: Eukaryota; Metazoa; Chordata; Actinopteri; Moronidae
Gene: tmem18
Product: transmembrane protein 18
Exons: 5
Coding region: 94-552 (152 amino acids)
Cellular component (GO): nuclear membrane
Source: RefSeq, a predicted model, not a curated record